GUUGCCAAAGGCCGCCGACCACCUGCGCCACUGGGUGCCUUGGAUCAGACGGGCCAGGCAACUCAACUUGUGCAUAAAAAUCAGUUAGGUCAUCAUGGAAAAAGCAUUUGUUGUAUCCACAACUGUGGCAGUGGUGAGCUCUGGUUUAGCAGCAUGGGCUAUGUACAAGUGGCUUGAUACUCGUGACACUCUUUUAGCACAUCUAGAUAAAUACAAUGACAUGAAGGAAGUUCAUAGGCAGUUGUUACAUCACUAUGGCAAAUCAAAGAGCCUGCCAAAAUUGAGUGACAUUGUUCCAGAAGAAGCUGACAGAUAUCACCCUCAUUUGGCCAAGUUUUGUAGUGACAUGUGUGAGAAGCACAAGGUUUCAAGAGGACGCAUCCUUGAUGUUGGUUGUGGGCCUGGUGGAACCUCCUUUCACCUUUCCAAUUACUUCACAAAAGUUGUAGGAACGGAUGUAAGCUAUUAUAUGAUUGCUGUUGCACAGCAGGUCAAGCAGUUUGCAGAAUUUGCAUCUCCAUUUUCAACAGAAGGGGGAAAUCACAUUUCCAACCAAGGCAUUCGAGUUUCAGAUUCUGCUGACAGAGAAAGAGUUGAGUUCUGGGAUGAGGAUAUGUGCAUUCCAUCAUAUAAAUUUGGAAAGUUUGAUUGCAUAUUAGUCUCAAACACACUCACUGACAUGCAUGAUCCGAAAUAUUUUCUUGAGAGUAUUGGUGAUUAUGCUCCCCCUGGAGCAUUGAUGAUCAUAGCUGAUGUGUACAACUGGAAAAAUGGACCAGAGGAGGUUCUUGGUGGUGAAGGAGAUCGUCUCACUUUCUUUUUAUUAAAGAAAAUCUUAUCUCCCUCCUGGUCUUUUGAGGAGGAAGCAGAGCUGAUGUAUUUUUUCCCACGCUGCUGGCGUCUUGCUGAACUAGGAAAUGCACAUGUCACUGUCUGGAAAAGAAAACAGAAUGACAUAGAUAAGUAAUUUUUUUUUUUUUUUUACAUGAGAUAAGUUGUAAAAAUCUUAUGGUUUUCAAGUCAUUAAGAAAAAUUUUAUUUGCAUUGUAUGUUGAUUAUGAAACUGAUCUAUGAUCUCUAUUUUUAUAAAAUAAGUUUGUAAUACAGCUUUCUGCAAUUAAAUUGUUUUGUGUGAUAUGUAUGCCUUUGAGUCUUGUAAUUCAAUUCUAUAUUUGUUGUUAUAACAUGCAUGUUAUGUAAAACCAAUCUGUUCAUUCACUACUAUUUUGUGACUGAGAUUUAAAGAUAAAAACACAUGUCUUAAUACUCACCAGUGUGCAACUUACUGAUAUAAUAGACAACUGACAGACUGUUUGUGUGUGAUUUUUCUAAAUACAAUAUAUUUUUACUUCAUUUGCCUUUGUUCUCUUUCUCUUUUGAUGUUGUCAAUUUGCUUUAUUGACUGUUGUUUAUGAAACAGCUUGCAUAAUCUGUGAUGAGAGAAGAUGCUUCUUAUAAUCAUUUUCACAAGUUUUUAGUAGCACAAUGAAGUCAAUAUUAUAUUAGAUGGUGGAUAUUUUCUUGUUAUCUAUGUGUAAUGACAAACCCAUUCAUUCUGCUUAGAGGCAGUCAGAUGUAUAAAUGACACAGAUACACAUGAAAGAAUGAGAGCAUGAAAAAAAUCUAUGUUGGAGAAGAAACACAUAUAACCACACCCCCAAACAGUAUGGAAAGUUUGUCAGAGAAUAGUCAGUAAUCACAGAAUAGGCAACCAUAUUAUGCAUCUAAACUCACUCUCAGGCACCAUUAUAGACCUCUAAAGGUGAUAGCAUAAAAUGUAGAUGACACUAAUAACAAUAGAUAUAAUGAUAAUGUUUUUGUUGGGAAAAUGUUUAUUGUAACUAUUUUUCAAAUUUGGGUUCCUUCAGAAUAAAGAUAAAGGCACUGGGAGCUAGGCAUGGAA
Penaeus indicus is the source of this 1903-nucleotide messenger RNA. RefSeq lists its product as uncharacterized. NCBI's taxonomy places the organism in Eukaryota, Metazoa, Arthropoda, Malacostraca, Decapoda, Penaeidae. The record is from RefSeq and is a predicted model, not a curated record. The transcript is spliced from 2 exons. The coding region runs from base 95 to 967 and encodes 290 amino acids.